CCCUUCUGGCUUAAUUCCAGUUUUCUCUGUGCGAGUUCUUGGUUACAUUAAAAGCCACUGGGUUUGUUUGGUAUCAAAGAAUUAAUAAAGAAAAAGGAAAAAAAGAAUUGAUCAAGAUUGAAGCUCGAAAUCAAUAUUAGGGAUUUCAAUCCCCAAAAUUUCAAACCUCUUUUCCAUGGAUGCUGACGACGACGAAUCUCCACGCAAACAUUCUCCUGCACUCCAACACCACACAGUAACUGCCGCAGAGCUCCCAACCACAGUGCUACAAUGCGACGCCGGUGAAUUAAACAAGCCGUCGCCGGCCUCCGGUGAAAACGACGAGGUUGCUACCGCCGGGGAGUUUAGUGAGGUAGUGGAUACGGGCACGAGCAUGGAGAAUAGAGACGAAGAGGCAGAAGUUGUGGAAGAGAAAGAUACGGUUGUUAUGGAAGCGGCAGAGAAGACGGAACUGUCUGAAGUUGUAGGUCUUGCUGCUAAGAACUUGGUUACUGAUUUGGCUAGUGAGAGCCACGAAAUGGAAGUUAUGAAAGAAACGCGUGACGAGGUUUCUGUUGAGGAAAGCUUGGAAGAUGAAACUGUGGAGCGAAAUGAUGAGGAGGGAAACGAUGUCACGGAUGUGGAGGUGGAACUGAAGACCGAAGAGGUGAAUGUGAUUGGCGGAGUCGAUGGAAAUCACACUGAAGUGGAGGAAGAGGAAGAUGAUGAGGAGGUAGCAAAUGGAACUGAUUUGGUAGAGGAAGAAGCAGAUGCUGCUACUUGUAUUGUGGAAGAGGAAGAUACAGAGGAGCAAAGUAGAAGUGUUAGUGGUGGUGGCAAGAGGAACCGUGUGAAGAAUUCUAAAACUACAGGGAGAGUUCCAUCUAGGAAAAAGACGGAAGAGGAGGUUUGUUUCAUUUGCUUCGAUCAUGGGGGUGAGCUUGUGCUUUGCGACCGCAGGGGAUGCCCGAAAGCUUAUCAUUCUACAUGCGUUAAUCGGGAUGAGGCCUCUUUUAGAGCCAAGGGUAAAUGGAAUUGUGGUAGGCAUCUUUGCAGCAAUUGUGAGAAGAACGCUUACUAUAUGUGUUAUACAUGUACAUUCUCUUUGUGCAAGGGAUGCAUCAAAGAUGCUGUUAUUUUAUGUGUUCGUGGAAACAAGGGCUUUUGUAAGACAUGCAUGAGAACUUUAAUAUUGAUUGAACAGGAUGAGCAGCAGGGAAGCAAAGACUUGGGACAACUGGAUUUUAAUGACAGAAACAGCUGGGAGUAUCUCUUCAAGGACUAUUACUUAGAUCUAAAAGAAAGGCUGUCUCUAACAUAUGAUGAAAUUUCUCAAGCUAAAAAUCCAUGGAAGGAAUCUGAGAUGUUUCCUGCUGAACUGGAAUCACCUGAUGAAAGUUUUUAUGCCAAUAAUGAUGAAGGAUCACAUUCAGAUAGCUCCUCUGAGGAUGUAUAUUUGAGUACUUCUAAAAGAAGAAAGGCCAAGAAACGGUUGAAGUCCCGUUCCAAAGUAAGGGAUUCAGAUAGUGCAUUGACAGUGAAUAGAGCAGAAGGGUCAGCUGCAGAUGACAGCUCUGAGUGGGCAUCAAAUGAGCUUUUGGAGUUUGUUAUGCACAUGCGGAAUGGAGACAAAUCUGUUUUGUCUCAGUUUGAUGUGCAGGCUCUUUUGCUAGAGUACAUUAAGAGAAAUAAGCUUCGAGAUCCUCGCCGAAAAAGUCAAAUCAUUUGUGAUGCAAGGCUUCAAAAUUUGUUUGGUAAACCAAGAGUAGGACAUUUUGAAAUGUUAAAGCUUCUUGAAUCCCAUUUCCUUCUAAAAGAGGAUUUCCCGGCUGAAGAUCUGCAGGGCAGUGUUGUCGAUACUGAAGUUAGUCAGUUGGAAGGUGACGGAAACUUUGAUUCAUAUUUAAAAACUGGCAAAGAUAAGAGACGUAAAACUCGUAAAAAGGGUGAUGAGAGAGGACUCCAAUCUAAUGUUGACGAUUAUGCAGCCAUUGACAAUCAUAAUAUUAAUUUGAUUUAUCUAAGACGUAAUUUGAUGGAAGAUCUACUUGAAGAUACAGAAAAGUUUCAUGAUAUAGUUGUUGGUUCUUUUGUCAGAAUAAGGAUUUCUGGUAGUGGUCAGAAGCAAGACUUGUACAGGCUGGUUCAGGUUGUAGGUGUAUGCAAAGCAGCAGAGCCAUAUAAAGUUGGUAAAAGGAUGGCAGAUAUCUUGCUAGAAAUCUUAAAUUUAAACAAGACAGAGAUUGUAUCGAUUGAUAUCAUCUCAAAUCAGGAGUUCACAGAGGAUGAGUGCAAGCGUCUCCGCCAGAGCAUAAAGUGUGGCCUCAUAAAUCGGCUGACUGUGGGUGACAUUCAGGACAAAGCAAUGGUGCUUCAAGCAGUCAGAGUAAAAGAUUGGCUAGAAACAGAGAUAGUGCGACUAAGUCAUCUUCGUGACCGAGCUAGCGAAAAAGGGCACAGAAAAGAGCUCAGAGAAUGUGUAGAGAAAUUGCAGCUUUUGAAAACACCUGAAGAACAACAACGUAGAUUGGAGGAAAUUCCAGAAAUACAUGCUGAUCCAAACAUGAACCCUAGUUAUGAGUCUGGAGAGGAUGAAGAUGACAUGGAUGAUAAAAGACAUGAAAACUACAUGAGACCUAGAGGAUCUGCAUUUGGUUGGAGGGGGAGAGAAAUGGUUUCUCCUAGAAGUGUUUCUAUCACAAAUGACUAUUGGAGUGGAGCAAGGAAUCACCCUAACUUGAAUCGGGAACUAAGCAGAAAUUUGUCUAAUAAGGGAUUUCCAAUCAAACGCGAUGAUCUUUCAAAUGCUAGUGAGGCAUUAAAUGCUCAAUAUUUCCAGGGUAGAGAUAGGGAAUCACAACUAUCUAACAGCUGGGAGAGGCCAAAGCUAUCUUCAAGCUUUGAAAGUGGUUCUAGAAAUACCCAGCCUGUGGUAACAUCCGACUCAUUUUCUACUGCUGUGUUAGAAGUUCCUACAGCACCAUCUUCUACCGGAAUAGCACCUCCGGUUGUGAAAAUUAAUGAAACAGAAAAGAUGUGGCAAUAUCAGGAUCCAUCUGGAAAAAUUCAAGGACCAUUUUCCAUGGUGCAGCUUCGUAAGUGGAAUAGCACAGGAUAUUUUCCUUCUGAUUUGAAAAUUUGGAGAAUCAUAGAGAAUCGAGACGAGGCUAUACUCUUAAAAGAUGCCUUUGCUGGAAAAAAUUUUAAGGAAGCAUCGGUGGUGGAUAAACUUUUUCCAAAGGCUCAAACGGUGCAUGGUUUGCAUUACUCAUCACCAUACUCUGGGAAGUCUCAUUUGGCUGCUCAAGGUAUAGAUGGUCAAGUUGAAGGAAAACCUACAUUUGAUCAAAAUAGUGGAUCUUUGAAUUCACACAGUAUUUUGGGUUCUUCGGGUCAAAUUACAGGAGGAAAUUGGAGAUCUAAAGAUGAUAUGAAUUCUUUAACUAGCAGACCUUCUCCAUGGGCAGUUGAGAUCCCCCAUAAUCCUGCAGAUGGAUGGGGUUCUGAUGCUUCUGUUAGAAAUGAAUCAACAAAUCUUCCAUCACCUACCCCUCAAGUAGCAGCAGUGGCACCUGCUCUGGCUUCAGGUGUUGACAUUAAAACUGCAGGUGCGAAUGUGCAAAACCUGGUUGUGAGCAGUCGUAACUCUCAUGCUGAAGCUCAAGGUUGGGGAUCUGGUUUGGCUCCAAAGCCAGAACCGCAAAGGAUAGAACCAAAUAAUCCUGCUACGAUGCCUACCCAGCCGCUGUCCCAUGGUCACUUGGGUGAUGCUUCAUCUGUCCAGAACUCUGCCUCAUUUAGCACAAGAAAUCCAACUGGGAAUUUCCCAAUGCCUGGCUUUCCAGGCAUGACUACACCUGAUCCUUGGAGACCACCAACUUCAAGUAAUCAGUCAAACAUUGCAGCUCCUGCUCCACCCAAUAUACCUUGGGGCAGCAAUGUUGCAGAAAAUCAAAAUACUGGUUGGGGAGUAAUGCCAGGAAACCCGAACACUAGCUGGGGUGGACCUUUACCGGCAAAUGUGAACAUGAACUGGAUGCCUGCACAAAUGCCAGCCCCUGGAAAUGCAAAUCCUGGAUGGGCUGCUCCAAGUCAGGGGCCAUCUCCAGUAAAUGCAGUUGGCUUGGGUGCACCUGGUCAUGGACAUACACAUGUAAAUGCAAAUGCAGGUUGGGUUGUGCCUGGUCAAGGGCCAGCACCUGGAAGUGCCAAUCCUGGUUGGGCUUCAUCUGCUGGGAAUCCAAGCAUGCGGGGAAGUGAGCAUAGUCAUGCCAGAGAUUCUGGUUAUGGAGCAGGGAAACCUUGGAACAGGCAGUCAUCAUUUAGCAGUGGAGGAAGAGGAGGGGGUUCUUCGAGGCCUCCCUUUGGUGGGCAAAGAGGAGUGUGCAAGUUCCAUGAGAGUGGACACUGCAAGAAGGGUGCUUCCUGUGAUUUUCUGCACCCUUAGAGUUGUAGGGCAGAAUAGUAGCACAGAAACAUCUUACUGUACAGUAUUUCCCCAUUACAUGGCCUAACAUUGUAUAAGGAUGCUUUAUGUAUGUAGAACUUGUGCAUUGUAGCAUCUCAUGUAUUUUUGGCCGUUUAUUCUCUAGUUUUUUAGAGUUGACUGGGUACAGAAGUGGAGACUUUAGAUUGACCAAUAAUGACAAAGACGGUUGAGUGAGGCUAUAAUUUUUUAUUGUGGGAAAGCAUUGAAAGAUAAGCUUAGAAAUCUUAGUUUGUAGUCUUUGAUGUGGAAAAUUUUGAAUUUGAUGAAAUAUACAAGA
Messenger RNA from Gastrolobium bilobum, 4745 nucleotides. RefSeq names its product zinc finger CCCH domain-containing protein 19-like. NCBI's taxonomy places the organism in Eukaryota, Viridiplantae, Streptophyta, Magnoliopsida, Fabales, Fabaceae. Gene Ontology annotation, molecular function: protein binding; metal ion binding; DNA binding. The transcript is spliced from 10 exons. The record is from RefSeq and is a predicted model, not a curated record. Bases 176 to 4426 code for a protein of 1416 amino acids.